This is a messenger RNA of Gastrolobium bilobum, 1778 nucleotides long. RefSeq names its product probable polyamine transporter At3g13620. The coding region runs from base 1 to 1446 and encodes 481 amino acids. Gene Ontology annotation, cellular component: membrane. The transcript has a single exon. NCBI's taxonomy places the organism in Eukaryota, Viridiplantae, Streptophyta, Magnoliopsida, Fabales, Fabaceae. Gene Ontology annotation, molecular function: transmembrane transporter activity. Gene Ontology annotation, biological process: transmembrane transport. The record is from RefSeq and is a predicted model, not a curated record.
AUGGAGGAUUCCCUCUACCCUCCAACUCCAAGUUCCCAGCAACAUCUUCUUGAACAUAGGGAAGAGACAGAGACAGAACAUCCUAGUUCCAAAACCAAAUCACGUAAGAAGCUAGCUCUUCUGCCUCUGGUUUUUCUCAUCUAUUUUGAGGUUGCUGGUGGACCCUAUGGUGAAGAAUCUGCAGUGGGUGCUGCAGGUCCUCUCUUUGCCAUCAUUGGCUUUGUGGUGUUCCCUUUCAUUUGGAGUAUCCCAGAGGCUCUUUUAACUGCAGAAUUGGCCACAACCUUCCCUGGCAAUGGUGGCUUUGUUAUAUGGGCUAAUGAAGCCUAUGGUCCCUUUUGGGGAUCCCUCAUGGGGUUCUGGAAGUUCUUCAGUGGGGUCAUAAACUUAGCCUCAUACCCGGUUCUCUGUAUAGACUAUCUCAAAUUGGUAAUUCCAGCUUUGUCUUCUGGUUUACCUCGUUAUGUGUCCAUAUUCAUAUCCACUUCUGUGCUAUCUUUUCUGAAUUAUUCUGGUUUAGCAAUAGUUGGUUAUACUGCAGUUGCUCUAGGAAUUAUUUCCCUUUUACCUUUUGUGUUGCUGUCUUUGAUUUCAUUGCCUAAAAUUGAUCCCAGUAGAUGGCUGAGUUUGGGUCAGGAAGGGGUGAAGAAGGAUUGGACUCUGUACUUCAACACCAUAUUUUGGAACUUGAACUUUUGGGACAGUGCUAGUACUUUAGCUGGUGAAGUUGAGAAACCCCAUAAAACAUUCCCAAAAGCUUUGUUAUUUGCUGGGUUGCUUACUUGUUUAGCUUAUAUAAUUCCUUUACUGGCUGCCACUGGGGCCAUGCCACUUGAUCAACAAAAUUGGGUUGGUGGGUAUUUUGCAGAUGUGGCUGGGGUGAUUGCUGGGAAUUGGUUGAAAAUUUGGAUGGAAAUUGGUGCUGUUUUGUCAAUUAUUGGGUUGUAUGAAGCUCAAUUAAGCAGUGCUGCAUACCAGCUUCUGGGUAUGGCAGAUUUAGGAUUUAUACCAAGAAUUUUUGGUGAAAGAUCAAGGUGGUUUAAUACUCCUUGGAUGGCCAUUUUGAUCUCAACAGUUGUAGCAAUUGCCAUGUCCUUCUUCACUUUCACAGAGAUCAUAUCUACAGUUAAUUUCUUGUACAGUUUGGGGAUGCUUUUGGAGUUUGCAUCUUUCCUUCGGUUGAGGAGAAAAUUCCCAACUUUAAAAAGGCCAUUUGAGGUUCCUUUGGGAUUCCUGGGUCUAGUCCUAAUGUGCUUGGUGCCAUCUGUGCUUUUGGUCUAUGUGAUGACUAUUGCUACCAAAAUUGUUUAUGUAGCUAGUGCUUUCUUGACCUCUUUUGGGAUUGUGUUAUAUUAUUUCAUGAAUCUUUGCAAGUCCAAGGAGUGGAUUGAGUUCAGCCGCGUUGGAGAUAAAUUAGAUGAAGAUGAUGAUGAUGAUAUUUUAUAAAAAUUGUGUAUGAUAUGAUUGUUGUUGCUGUUGUGAUGAUUACUAUUUAGGGUGAAGCAGAUUGGGUAGUAAAUUUAUUGGGAGUGGAUCCUCUCACGUGAAAAAGUGGUCAUGUGGUCAUGUCAUUUGAUCACAACCACUAACCACUCAUUAAUAAUGAGAUAAGAAAGAGAAAAAUGUAUAAUUUUUAAAUGAGUGGUUGUGAUCAAAUAACAUGAUCACAUGACCAUUUUUUCACAUGAGAAGAUCCACUCCCAAAUUUAUUUAUGUGAAUAUUCAUUUGGGGUUGAAGAAUCGGUUAGUUGUAUUGUAAUUUGUAAAGUAUAUUUGUU